Messenger RNA from Dendronephthya gigantea, 1563 nucleotides. Its product is annotated as deleted in malignant brain tumors 1 protein-like. The record is from RefSeq and is a predicted model, not a curated record. Bases 1 to 1563 code for a protein of 520 amino acids. NCBI's taxonomy places the organism in Eukaryota, Metazoa, Cnidaria, Anthozoa, Malacalcyonacea, Nephtheidae. The transcript has 6 exons. Gene Ontology annotation, cellular component: membrane.
AUGAGAGAUGCCAAGGUUGUAUGUCGUCAACUUGGUUAUCGAGAUGCUGCUAGGGCCCUCAAAGGUGGCGAGGUACCUCCUGGUUCUGGAAAGACGUGGUUAUCUUAUAUUUCCUGCUCUGGCAAAGAAAAAAAUAUUGUAAGCUGUCCUAGUAAUUAUUGGAGGGAUUAUUCCUGCUCUCAUUCUAGGGACGCCGGAGUUGAAUGCUCAACAAAAGAGUUUUCAACCACACCUGUACUGGUCAGAUUGCAAGGACCGCUGAGUGUAAAUGGUACAGGCCGUGUUGAAGUAUUAUAUCAUGGAUAUUGGGGAACAAUCUGUGAUUAUGGAUGGCGUAUGAGUGAUGCUAUAGUUGUAUGUCGACAACUUGGGUAUGCAGAUGUUGUUAGAACUCUUGAAAGGUACCAGGUUCCUUCUGGUUCCGGACAGAUAUGGUUAUCUUAUGUCGCUUGUACCGGGGAAGAAAAGAAUAUUUCAGAUUGUUCUCAUAAUGGUUGGGGGGAUCAUUAUUGCUCCCAUUAUAAAGACGUCGGAGUAGCAUGUUCCUCAACAGAUUUUCAAGCCACACCUGUGUCGGUAAGGUUACAAGGUCCAUUAAGUGGGAGAGGAACGGGUCGUGUUGAAGUGUUCUAUCAUGGAUAUUGGGGAACAAUCUGUGAUCAUGGAUGGGAUAUAAGAGACACUAGAGUUAUUUGUCGUCAACUUGGUUAUCCCGAUACCGUAAGAACUCUUCGGAGUAACGAGGUUCCUACUGGUUCUGGACAGAUAUGGUUUUCUUACGUCGCUUGUUCUGGGGAAGAGCAGAAUAUAACAAGUUGUUCUUAUAGAUUGCAUUAUCGUCAUUGUUCACAUUCUGCAGACGUCGGAGUAGAAUGUUCAACAACAGCUAUAACUGCACCACUCAGGUUACAAGGCCCAUUAAGUGACGAUGGUAUUGGUCGUGUCGAUGUAUUCUACAAUGGAACCUGGGGAACUAUCUGUGACCAUGGAUGGGAUCUAAGAGAUGCCGGGGUGGUGUGUCGUCAACUUGGUUAUCCAUUUGCUUCAAGGGCCUUCCAAGGGAACUCGAGCCACGUUCCUUCUGGUUCAGGACAGAUAUGGUUAGAAAAUCUCGAAUGUACUGGAUCGGAGCGUAAUAUAACAAGUUGUGUUCAUAGAGGUUGGGGGUAUACUUAUUGCUCACAUUCAACAGACGUAGGUGUUGAAUGCAGUACAACAGAUUUUUCAACUACACCUGUGACGCUAAGGUUACGUGGACCAUCAAGUGAAAAAGAGGCAGGUCGUGUUGAGGUGUUCUAUCAUGGAUACUGGGGUACAAUAUGUGAUUAUUCAUGGGAUUUGAGAGAUGCUAGGGUUGUAUGCCAUCAACUUGGCUACUUGGAUGCUGUCAAGACACUUCAAAGGAACGAAGUCCCCAAAGGUUCUGGACAAGUGUGGUUAACAGAUGUAUCUUGUACUGGGGCAGAGCGAAAUAUAACAAGUUGUUCUCAUAGUUCUUGGGGAGUUAGUCCUUGCACCCAUGAUCGUGACGCUGGAGUUCAAUGUUCCACGACAGAAAUAUAA